AGGGAGAAGCUGGAGUGUUAUAAGUGCCCUGCUGCUGAAAGCAAAUGCAUCAGAUUUGUAGACAUCAUUGUGAAGAGCAGAAGAACAGUCUGUAGAGCGUCUGAUCGAGGAUGUGUGUAAAGCGAGCACUCUGGUGGAUGGUGGUGUGUGUGGUGAUGCUGCAGGUGAGCUCUCAGCACUGGUCUCAUGGCCUCAAUCCAGGAGGAAAGCGUGCAACCAUGCAAGAGACUGUGCAAGAAAUGCCAAAGGUCUCCAGCUACGCAUGCGAUUAUGUAGACGUUUCACCUUGGAAUAAACUCUACAGACUGAAAGAUCUGUUGAGCAGAGUCGCUGAGAGAGAAACUGGACAGUAAGACGAAUCGCGAAAACUGAUCAAGAUCUUCAAUGAAAUGCUUCGCCUUUAUUUUGUGUGUUUGUUUUUCCUGUAACGCAUCCAAUUUUUUUGUAGCAUGUCGUUAUUUACAUGUUAAUAAAAUGUGUCAUUAUUAAGUAA
Messenger RNA from Silurus meridionalis, 493 nucleotides. Its product is annotated as progonadoliberin-1-like. NCBI's taxonomy places the organism in Eukaryota, Metazoa, Chordata, Actinopteri, Siluriformes, Siluridae. Gene Ontology annotation, molecular function: hormone activity. Gene Ontology annotation, biological process: multicellular organism development. The transcript has 4 exons. The coding region runs from base 111 to 353 and encodes 80 amino acids. The record is from RefSeq and is a predicted model, not a curated record. Gene Ontology annotation, cellular component: extracellular region.